AAAAUUUUUCCAGCGUUAGAGCUGAGAACAGCGACGGAUCACGACGUACAAAGAACUCCGAAACUCGCUUCUCUCCUUCCGGUCCGCUCCUACCAGAAACCAUCCGAGGAUGGUAACCCUCGUCUCUCCCCCUUCCUCUCUCUGUCUUCCCCCGUGCGCUUUAGCUUCUCCAAAUCCCGAAAAGCCGUCUUCCAACGGGAUUUACUAAAUCCUGGAUUUAAGGCAAAACAGAAGAAAACGGGAUUUGAGAACCUGUAGGAUUUACGAAUGCGUUUUUUGCCGUUUGGCAGGAUUUAGUAUAAAUGCUGUAUAAAACACCAGUGCUGAUAUUUCUCCUUGCGAGGAAGAUCGGGAGAUCGGGUAUCUCACUUUCCUGCUGCUCUCCCGAGGCCAAGAUCUAUAUAAGGUUAUAAAAGAAGUUAAGGUUGUUGCUUGUUCUAGAUUUGUCAGCAUAAUAAUUGAAGCUUGUUCUAUAUGCAUGAUCCUACAAUGGCUGUUGAAGGAGAUAAGAUGGUCAAUGGGCGUUAUAAUCUGAAUGCUCUUUUAUCAGAACUACAUUAUGAUGAUUGGACAUUGCUACAUUCUUUUGGCAGGAGACCGUUAGCUCGUUAUAAGCAUGCAAUUGCAGUUGCUCAGGACAAGCUUUUCGUGAUUGGCGGAAGUCGCAAUGGUCGAUAUUUCUCUGAUGUACAUGUUUUUAAUCUAAGAUCUUUGACAUGGUCUCUGUUAAAUCCAAGGAUUGAUGCAGAAAAUAUUGGUUUGGAAAAUUCUACCUCAAAAGAGGUAUUUCCAACAAUUGCCGGCCAUAGCCUGGUGGAAUGGGAAAACAAGCUUCUAGUCAUUGCAGGACACUCGAAGGAAAAAUCAGAUUCUGUGAUAGUUUGGUCGAUUGAUCUUAAAACACUGGUUUUCUCAAUUUUGAAGACCCAAGGAAAAAUCCCGGUAGCAAGAGCGGGUCAAUCUGUUACAAUUGUGGGUUCAAAGCUAAUAAUGUUUGGGGGGGAAGACGAAAAAAGACAGUUGCUAAAUGACCUCCAUAUCCUUGAUUUGAUCACUAUGACUUGGGAUGUAGUGGAAACUAAGAAUGUUCCGCCGUCACCAAGAUUUGACCAUACAGCCACGGAAUAUGCUGGACGGUACUUAUUUAUUUUUGGUGGAUCCACUCAGUCGUUAUGUCUAAGUGAUCUUCAUGUCUUGGACUUACAGAAUAUGGAGUGGUCUCAGCCUGACGUGCAAGGUGUUGCUGUGACACCUCGAGGUGGUCAUGCUGGUGCAACUGUUGGUGAUAUGUGGUAUAUAGUUGGUGGUGGAAACACUACAAGAGGUGCCACUGAAACUAUCGUUUUAAACAUGUCUAAACUUGCCUGGUCAGAUGCUACAAUGGUUACCACACAACAUCCUCUUGCCAGUGAGGGCCUUAGCCUUUCUACAAUAUCCGUAGAUGAGGAGAGUCUGCUGAUUGCCUUUGGUGGCUACAACGGCAGGUACAGCAAUCAGCUUUUUGUUUUGAGACCCAAGCCAAGACUACCAACGAAACCCAAACUCUACCAGUCACCAGCAGCUGCAGCAGCGGCAGCUUCAGUUACCGCAGCUUAUGCUUUUGCAACAUCCACCGGCACUAAGGACAAUGAUCCUGUUGAUGAAAACCUUAAGAAAGAACAAGUUACUAGACAUCCAGAGGCCGAAUCUUUUGCUACUGAGAUGCUAGCAGUAGAGGAGAAAAACCUUGGCUCUAAACUUGCCGAUGUAAGACGAGAAAAUGCAAAGGUUGAAGGAAACCUUGAAGAUGUUAGAAAUCGCCAGUCUUUAUUGGCCAUGGAGCUCAAGGCAGUUCAAUCACAACUAGAAGCUGAAAGAUCAAGAUGCUUCAAACUAGAGAUACAAAUUUCAGAUAUACAGAAGAGAUUAGAUUCAAUGGUUUCUAUAGAGCGUGAACUGGACAUCCUACGGCAGGAGAGAUCAAAUAUGGAGCAAGAUAUGGCUCGAGUGCAGCGACAAAGUUCUGGCGGUCUUUUGCGUUGGAUGACCGGUUAAACAAUACAUGCUGAGAAGACCUAAUCAACGCACAGAGUUUAGGCUUUUGCUUACCUGUGGGGUUAACGAGGUUUGCCUGUUCUUCGUCGUGCUCUUUCAAUAUUCACCCUUUGUUAAUUAUUCUACUACAUAUCUAAAUUAGUCUGUUACUACUAUUCUUAAGCAUUAUAUAUAAAUAUAUACUCAUAUGUGGUGGGCCUUAAGUUACGACCUUAUGAUUCAUAGACUAAACUCACUCUGUUAAGUGAUUGCACGACAUAUUC
Molecule: messenger RNA, 2297 nt
Organism: Phalaenopsis equestris
Lineage: Eukaryota; Viridiplantae; Streptophyta; Magnoliopsida; Asparagales; Orchidaceae
Product: acyl-CoA-binding domain-containing protein 4
Exons: 15
Coding region: 475-2034 (519 amino acids)
Molecular function (GO): protein binding
Source: RefSeq, a predicted model, not a curated record